Chara braunii is the source of this 1655-nucleotide messenger RNA. NCBI's taxonomy places the organism in Eukaryota, Viridiplantae, Streptophyta, Charophyceae, Charales, Characeae. The record is from the annotation of a GenBank genome assembly.
UAGAGAAGGAUGGGAAGGUGGAGAAAGUUCUCCAUUCCCUGACUCUCCUCGUACGAGAUGACCUUCCUUUCGAUGUAGUGUUAGGAAUGGAUUGGGGAGAGGCAGCGGGGGCCACACUCCAUCUGAGAGAGCAUGAGUGUAGGCUCCCUGGUCCGUCAGGCRAAGUGAAGACUGCUSGYCUGUUCCAUGCGUCCGGUGUAGAUAACACCUUGGCGCAUUGGUGUCUCAGUGCUCCCGCGUUCGCGCGAUUAGUAAGAAAGGAGCAGUUAGAGGAACAKGUCUUUGUGGUGUAUGUUAGACCUGUCAUUGAGGGCCAGAAGAAGGAUAACUCCACAGACCCAACAAUUGCCAAACUGCUGGAGGAGUUCAAAGAUUUGACUGAGUCGCCGACAGGAGUAGUGCCGCGACCCAUCCAGCAUAGGAUAGAGAUAGAGCCUGGCAGUAGAACACCUAAGGGUGCAGUCUACAGGAUGUCCCCUAGAGAGUUAGAGGAGCUUCGCAAGYAGUUAGACGAACUCCUUGAGAAAGGGUGGAUCAGGCCCASUUCGUCUCCUUUUGGAGCACCCRUUUUGUUUGUCCCCAAGAAGGAAGGAGAGCUGAGAAUGUGUAUAGACUAUAGGGGAUUAAAUGCGAUCAUCGUGAAGAAUGCUGAGCCGCUGCCCAGGAUAGACGAUCUUUUAGAUCGGGUGCAGGGUUGUAAGUAUUUCUCUAMGAUAGACUUAAAGUCCGGAUACCAUCAGAUAGAGGUUCAUCCUGAUGAUCAGUACAAGACUGCGUUUCGGACUAGAUAUGGGCAUUAUGAGUUUAUAGUGAUGCCCUUUGGACUAACCAACGCGCCAGCUACUUUUCAGCGUUGUAUGAAUGAYCUGUUUAGACCAUGGUUAGAUAAAUUUGUAGUAGUCUACUUAGAUGAUAUCCUAGUCUUUAGUAAGAYYCUCYAGGAGCACCAGGGUCAUCWRAGGCAGGUCUUGGAGAAGCUUAGAGAGGCUAACUUCAAGAUCAACGCGAAGAAGUGCGAGUGGGCCAAGACGCAAGUCUUAUACUUGGGCCACGUGUUGGACGGAGAUGGCAUUAAGCCAGAGGACAACAAGAUCACGGCGAUCAGAGAUUGGUCGGCGCCCCGCACAUUGAUAGAGUUCCGGUCGUUCCUAGGCUUAGCUAACUACUAUAGGAAGUUCGUAAGAAACUUCUCUACUAUCGCCGCUCCCUUGCGCAGGUUGCUGAAGAAAGAGGCAAUCUGGCAAUGGGACAAAGAAUGUACGUCUGCGCUCAAGAAGCUAACGCACGCGUUAAUAGAAUAUCCUGUCCUCAAAGUUGCAGAUCCGUCUUUGCCAUUUGUCGUCACCACGGACGCGAGUCAGUAUGGGAUAGGCGCCGUGUUGCAGCAAGACGGCGACAAUGGCUAUAGACCCGUAGAGUUCAUGUCAGCGAGGACGCCCUGUGAGAAGGUCGCUACCUCCACGUACGAGAGAGAACUCUACGCUCUCAGGCAGGCUUUAGACCAUUGGAAACACUAUCUGCUUGGGAGGCACUUCAAAGUGUAUUCUGACCAUGAGACACUUUGUUGGCUAAAGACCUAGGCCAAGAUGACACCUAAGUUGACUAGGUGGGCCGCAGAGAUAGACCAAUUCGACUUUGAGCUCAAGCCAGUGAAG